Phoenix dactylifera (date palm) is the source of this 1152-nucleotide messenger RNA. Its product is annotated as Ribosomal protein S5 family protein. Gene Ontology annotation, cellular component: ribosome; mitochondrial small ribosomal subunit. Gene Ontology annotation, molecular function: structural constituent of ribosome; RNA binding. The record is from RefSeq and is a predicted model, not a curated record. NCBI's taxonomy places the organism in Eukaryota, Viridiplantae, Streptophyta, Magnoliopsida, Arecales, Arecaceae. Gene Ontology annotation, biological process: translation.
CCUAUCGGUACCUAAUCGGUCUUCAGCCCUAGAUUGGCCUCGAUUUCCACUGACAGUGGGAAGGAAGAAGACAUAACUAAAAGCAAUGGCGGCUACUUCCGCGGCGUUCGCCGCCGCUCUCUCCUCCCUCUCCAUCCGUUCCUCCCUUCCCUCCUUGAACCCCUCCUCCUCCCUUUCCCUCAACCCCAAGCUGAGAACUCUUCAAACUCUAUCCUUCUCCCCCUCCAAACCCCUCGCCGCCUCCAAAUCGGUCCCUCGGGCCUCCCCCAGGGACGACAUCAACACCUCCUUCUUCGACAACGUGAACCCCUAUGAGGACAUCCCCUUCAACCCUCCGGCCCCGCCAGAGGGCUACGUCCCGCCACCGGCCUUCGACGAGCUGCCCCCUGAAACAGAGGACGAGAUCGCUGCCGCCUACGAGGAGAUCUAUGGCCCGGCGUACAGUGGGGAGAGCAAGCUCGGAAACGACAUCUAUGUGAUGGAUGCCAAGAUUAAGAAGACCAGCGGGCUGCUGGGCCGGAAGAAGAGGGAGAAGCCGAACGACGGGUUCGAGGAGCGGGUGAUAGAGGUGAGGAGGGUCACCAAGGUGGUCAAGGGGGGAAAAAAGCUGUCUUUCCGGGCGAUUGUUGUGGUUGGGGAUAAGAAAGGGCAUGUCGGUAUCGGCGUCGGGAAGGCCAAAGAGGUAGUGGACGCUAUCGCCAAAUCUGCCGUUGAUGCCAGAAGACACAUCGUUACCGUGCCCAUGACCAAAUACUCUACCUUCCCGCACAGAGCUGAUGGAGAUUAUGGAGCUGCUAAGGUCAUGCUAAGGCCUGCAUCACCUGGUACUGGAGUUAUUGCCGGUGGAGCAGUAAGGGUCGUGUUGGAAAUGGCUGGUGUAGAGAAUGCUUUAGGGAAGCAGCUAGGGAGUGGAAAUGCCCUUAACAAUGCAAGGGCUACGGCAGUUGCUGUGCAGAAAAUGAGGCAGUUCAGGGAAGUUGCUCUCGAACGUGGAAUUCCAAUGGAAGAAUUAUGGAAAUGAUCAAGCCUGUAAAUAUCGAGUAUCCUAUUCUCGGUUGCUUUUCUUCCAUCCCCGCUUAUUUUUUUGGCCAGAAUGUUGUAACUAAUUUCAAAUGUGUUCAAUUUCAUUUGGUGAGUUGCCGGUUUAUAUGA